AUGGAUACUAUAACAAUUGGAAUAUAUUUGGAUGGAAAAAUAUUCAUGAAAAAACAAUUCAAUAAGAACAUUUCUCUUUCUGAUAUCAGAAAGAAACUUGAAAUUGUAACAUGUAUAACAAAAGGUUUUGUAUUUGAAGAUCAAGAAAGAAAUAAAAUACAAAGAGAAAAUGAAAAAUCAUUAAAAUUAUCAUCUAUUUUAUAUGAUAACAAGAUCAAUAUAACAACAGAAAUGUCUGAUACUUCAUCAAAUAAUAAUACAACAUCUGUUGGUUCACUAUGUAAUACUACAACACAUAAUACAUCAUCAAAUAAUACUACAACUGUACCCAGAAAAAAUGUUCCAAUUGAAGGAAAUAUAAGAUUGGAAAGCCAUGAAAAAGGAAAAUUGAAAAUAUAUUUAUAUCCAAAUGAACCAUUUAACCAAAUAGAUGAGAGUGAAGCAAUUGCUAUUUUAGUUGUUGGUGAAACAGGAAGUGGUAAAACAACAUUAUUAAAUAGUUUUGUAAAUGCAUUAUAUGGAAUUAAGAUAACAGAUGAUUUUAGAUAUAUAAUUAUAAAUGAAGAUAAUUUAAAACAAAAUAGAGAUCAAUCUAAAAGUCAAACAAGUGAAGUAACAAUUUAUAAUAUUAAAAGAACAAAAAGAACACCACCAAUAAAAAUAAUAGAUACACCUGGAUUUGGAGAUACAAGAGGAAUUGAACAUGAUAAAGAAAUUACUAAACAAAUCAAAGAAGCAUUUGAAACAAAAGUAUUAGAUCUAAAUGCUAUUUGUUUUGUUGCACAAUCAAGUAAUCCAAGAUUAACAGCAAGUCAAAAAUAUAUAUUUGAUAAUAUUAUUGAUUUAUUUGGGAAAGAUGUAAAAAAGAAUUUUAUUACUAUGCUUCAUUCUGUGAUGGUGAAGACCCACAAAUUAUUGGAGCAUUACAAUCUCAAGAUUGUAUUUUCAGUACAAUUAUUCCAGAAAUAG
Molecule: messenger RNA, 969 nt
Organism: Entamoeba dispar SAW760
Lineage: Eukaryota; Evosea; Mastigamoebida; Endamoebidae
Exons: 1
Coding region: 1-969 (322 amino acids)
Molecular function (GO): GTP binding
Source: RefSeq, a predicted model, not a curated record